Messenger RNA from Harpegnathos saltator (Jerdon's jumping ant), 1062 nucleotides. Its product is annotated as ras-like GTP-binding protein RhoL. The record is from RefSeq and is a predicted model, not a curated record. Gene Ontology annotation, biological process: small GTPase-mediated signal transduction. The coding region runs from base 190 to 744 and encodes 184 amino acids. The transcript is spliced from 5 exons. NCBI's taxonomy places the organism in Eukaryota, Metazoa, Arthropoda, Insecta, Hymenoptera, Formicidae. Gene Ontology annotation, molecular function: GTPase activity; GTP binding.
CGACCGUUGCUACGUGCGUAUGCGCGGCACGCGCGUCUCACAUUCGUUUUCUUCCUUCAAGUUCCGUCAAUAUCGUGAUUACUAUUUAUGAGACUCGUAUUCUAUCUCCAAAUAUGUGGGAAGUUGUCGGCGUCACUGAUUAAACCACAUUCCUCCGGCGUAUGACUCACGUUCCACGAGAGAACGAAAAUGGUGUCUCGAAACAGGAAGAUUAAAAUUACGACCGUCGGUGAUGGUAUGGUUGGAAAAACGUGCAUGCUCAUCACGUAUACAAAGAAAGAAUUCCCGACGGAAUAUGUGCCUACCGUUUUUGACAACUACGUCGAUACCAUAUGCGUGAAUGGACAGCAAUUCGAGAUGACAUUAUGGGACACCGCUGGUCAAGAGGAUUACGAACGACUUCGACCACUAUCGUAUCCGAAUACCGAUUGUUUUCUAGUCUGUUUCUCGAUAAGUGCUCGUAGUUCUUAUGAAAAUGUAUCGAGUAAGUGGCAUCCGGAGAUUAAAACGCACUGUCCCAAUGUACCAAUCGUACUUGUAGGUACUAAAGGAGAUUUCAGAAAUCAAGAAAUUAUGGAUAUUAUCACUUCACGUGAAUGUAACAAGAUGAAAAAAAAGAUCAAGGCAGUCAAGUAUGUUGAAUGUUCUGCAAUAAAGCAAGAAGGACUAGAAGAAGUAUUUAUGGAAGCUAUCAGAGCUGUAUUGAAGAAACCGUCAUCGAAAAAGCCCUGCUGCAUCCUUUAAAAUGUGCAAUAUUGAGAUCGAUACAAUGAAUUUUGAACUGACCGAUUGAAGUCAUCAAGACGGAUAUCAAACCAAAGAUUCUCUUCACAUCUCUUUCGUGUCUUCCUCGCAUAUCCUGCCCUUAACAUUUCUAAGGAGUAUGAUAUAUUCUUUAUGUAAGCCAGGAUUCUUUCUUGCGCCUUGUAAAUAUAUACUAAAUAUUUUAUCUGCACUGCUCGAAAAGAUUAGAGAAAAUUAUGUGGUACAAAUAACUCUGGUUAUGAGCAGUUUCAUAACUUAAAGCAAACAUAAGAAAUAUUAAAUUAUAAAAUAACAGAC